Laetiporus sulphureus 93-53 is the source of this 645-nucleotide messenger RNA. RefSeq lists its product as uncharacterized. Gene Ontology annotation, molecular function: zinc ion binding. Bases 125 to 565 code for a protein of 146 amino acids. Gene Ontology annotation, cellular component: Shu complex. Lineage: Eukaryota; Fungi; Basidiomycota; Agaricomycetes; Polyporales; Laetiporaceae. The record is from RefSeq and is a predicted model, not a curated record. The transcript is spliced from 4 exons. Gene Ontology annotation, biological process: double-strand break repair via homologous recombination.
CAACUUCAACGUUAUAGCUGUCGGUUCUCGCGUACUCUACUACUAUCGCGCUAUUGUCGCUGGAUGUGCGUGCUUCUGUGAUAUCAUCGUCUUCAGACUAGUCGCCCUUCGCCAUUAUCAUGUCAUGGUCAUGGUGACGCGCUCAUCAGAGCUAUUUCCUGUGUUGCUGGCAGUGUUGUCUUCCAUCGAUUCCGAUGGUGUUAGUGACGAUGCUCUGGAACAGUUGAGAUCUUUCUUCCCAGAUUCUUUAUUACUUGCCGCCUUGGACCUUAUAGAUCAAGAUAGCGUUAUAAAGUACAAAACACCUUGGGGUCGACCACAGUACGAAGUGCUAGGGUCAACCGCCUCAUACAGUGUCUUCCCCGAGCUACUGUCUCCUGGUCCAAAUCCACUUGGAUGCUACUGCACAUGCCCUGCCUUUGCAUACUCUGUAUUGCUGUCCGACUCUCAGCUCAUGUGCAAGCAUCUCCUCGCAACGCUUUUAGCCCAACGACUAUCCAGAUGUGUAGAGCGACCUAUCGAUCAGGACGACUUUGCUGCUGUCAUUGUCCGACAAUGCUCUUGAAUCACAUCCUGCUCUCAUUCAUACCAUCUAUUUGUGAUGUUGUUAUCAGCGUCAAGAAAUGUACUAAUGCAUAUACUCGG